AUGCAGCGAAAGAUUAUCAUCGACACAGACCCAGGGGUGGAUGAUGUCCUGGCCAUCCUCCUAGCUUUGGCUUCCCCCGAAAUAGACGUCACCCUCAUCUCCAUCGUGUUCGGCAACACUCACGCUCCCGUCGCCCAUCGUAACCUGCUCAAGAUAUAUCACAUGCUGGCAGAAGAGAUCAUGGCCAUGCCUGCCGCUGCCAGUAGGUAUCAUCGACUCAAAGAGCAAGGCGGUAGGGGCAAGACGAGGUUGGUCAUGGGUGAGGAUGGUCCCAUCGGUGGGGACAAGGCGGUGGCUGCUUAUUUUCACGGCCCAGACGGUCUAUCCAACAUCUCCCUCACACACCCUCACUUUACCCCUCCCGAACUCACCAAAGGUGACAUUCACGCACAUCUCCAGAUUGAUCCUCGUCCCGCUCAUCAAGUCAUCCUCGAGACCUUGCAGACCGAACCAGAAGGUACCGUCACCAUCGUCGCUUUGGGACCAUUGACCAACCUGGCUCAUGCCCUCGCACAAUCCCCCGACAUCUUUCGUCGAGUUGGAUCUGUGGUCUGGAUGGGAGGUGCUCUUGACCAUCCUGGUAACACGUCACCCGUCGCCGAAUUCAAUUGCUUCGCAGACCCUUACGCCGCGACCCGGCUGCUCGACGCUUGCAGAGACGGUCUGUUCCAACUGUACAUGGCUCCUCUGGACGUUACCACUCCGCACCAGAUACCGUUUUCCGACCUGAUCCACCCUGCUUUUCUCCCUUCCCAAGGUCACACGUCUGCGGGGGACACUGCCAGGCAUAUGCAACUCACACCCAUCAGAGAGUUUGUCAGCGCCAUGCUGCUCCGUGUCCGGGGGUUGCAAGCCAGUUUCGGGUUGCAAGACGCUUUGGAGAUGCACGAUCCCGUCGCCGUGUGGUUCGCCCUGGCUCAAGCCGGAGUGGAACAAGGAGGUGUGGAGCGUUACGGACAUGUCUUGCCGAACGGUUGGCAAGCUCAAGGGAGGACAUUUACGAUAGAACGUGUGGGUGAGUACACCAGGGGCAUGUGUGUGGUGGACAGACGAGGUUCGGGAGAGGAAGGUCAGAAGAGGACGGAGAACGAGGAUUGGCAAGUGACCCAAGCCGCGAAAGGGGUGGUGCCGAGUUUGGAGGGCGGGAAAGAGGAGGGACAGCCAGGGGAUGAAGAGAUCAAACCCAAGGCAUUACCCAUGGUCAUCACUCGUACACCGGGUUCUGAAGAGCUAAGGCGGUUGAUACUGAGUCGGGUAUUCGGUGAGGAUUACUGA
Molecule: messenger RNA, 1275 nt
Organism: Tremella mesenterica DSM 1558
Lineage: Eukaryota; Fungi; Basidiomycota; Tremellomycetes; Tremellales; Tremellaceae
Exons: 3
Coding region: 1-1275 (424 amino acids)
Biological process (GO): purine nucleoside catabolic process
Cellular component (GO): cytosol
Molecular function (GO): purine nucleosidase activity
Source: RefSeq, a predicted model, not a curated record